CGUGUUUGAAUGUUGAAAAUCCAACACAAGUACUUGAGGUGUAAAGGGUUUGAGUAACAUAGAACCUUAUCUUCAAUUGUUGAAAAAUAGUUGACAACCCUCAUUGAAAUAUUUUACAUACUUGAGUGUACCGUACACUCAACUAACCCAAAUUUAGUUUUUGCUAUUCAUUUGACGAUUAAAUGAAAAACAAUCAUCAAAAUGUGAAUAAAAUGCUCAUGAGUAUACCGUGCAUUCGGGUGUAUAUAACAAUCUCUUGAUUCACAUUCAAUGUCUAAUAAAGUAGUAAUAGUUAAUGAUUCUAGUCAUUUUGUAAAUAUAAAGAGCUUUUGCUUCUAGAAUGUGAUAUUAGUUCUUUGUGAACGGUAUGACGGUUUCAGUGUACCGUUCAUGACUAAUAUUUAUUAAAAAAAUAAAAUAAAUAAAAAAAAAUAAAAAACUACAUGACUACAAAUUACAGAGGUAAAUUUCGCAGUCCUACCAAUUUUAAAACUUAUUUUAAUUCUGUUAAUUGUCUUCUUCUGUGUGGGCGCAUUGAGUGACUCAGUAAAGAGCAUAACUACAGAAACAAAGUUAAGUGCAUCAACCCCACCCUGUCAAGACUUUUCUACACUGCUAACUUCUGUCUUCCUCUUGAUCAUUCUACUGAAAUCACAGACCGCACAUUCAUCACAAAUUCUCAAUAACAGCCAUAGCUAAACCUUCUAUUCUAACUAUGGCUGUUGAAGCAGUUGUUUCUGUGGUUAUCCAGAAAGUCACAGACCUACUAAUUCAGGAAUCCAAAAUAUUCGACAAGGUCGUCGACCAAGUUGAAGACAUCAGACUAGAGCUUCGGCAGAUGCGAGGAUUCCUAACGGAUGCAGAGGAGCUUCCAAAAGAUGAGAAGGAUGCCAAGAAAUGGGUUGGGAAAUAUCUAAACACAUUGUAUAAGUUGGAGGAUAUGGUUGAAUCCUAUGUCCUCAAAUUAGUACACAAGAAGAUGAAGGAUUCAACCAUAACAGCCUGCUGGAAGCUUCGAAGGAAAUUGAAGCAUAUUGAGGAUGAGAUAAAAGCGCUAAAUAAGAGUAGGCCACAUAAUAUUGAAGAUGCAAGCUUGAGAAAAUUAUCCUUUCACAUAGAACAGAAGCAGCAAAAUUUAGAUAACCUCAGUGAUAAGAACCUCAGUACAGGUAGUUCCUCUCGAACAAAGCGAAUGCUCAGCGGUGUUUGUGAAGAAGAUGAUUCAGAUUAUAUUGGCUUCAAGGAUUAUGAAAAUUCACUGAAAAGUAGAUUGACUGAAAAGGAUGGGGUACGAAUUGAUGUUGUUGGUCGUUUAGGUUCUGGGAAGACUACCCUAGUAAAAAGGAUUUACAAUUGCAAGUCAAUCAAGGAGCAGUUUGUAUGUCACGCAUGGCUUGAUGUCUCUGAGGAGCAUAAACUUAAAGAUCUACUGCUAAAAGUAUGGAAUCAGGUCAACAAGAAAAGGGAUAAUGAGCUCACACUUCUUAGUGACGGAGAGCUAAGAGACAAGCUAUGUGAAUUUCUGCGUGGGAAAAAGUGCUUGAUAAUUUUAGAUGAUGCGAGGAAGCAGCCGGAUGCUUGCAGAGAAUUGAUAGAAGCUCUCAGUCUCCAAAACAUGAAUGAGUAUAAAGUCGUGGUGCUGAAUAUAGAUGAAUCACGGGAUGGAAAUGCUAAGCUUAUUGAACUGCAACCACUUGAGGAAAACGAAAGCUGGGAGUUAUUUUUGAGAAGCUUACGCAAUGAAGAGGGAAUAUGUGACAUAUCUGGCAACGCUUCUCUAAGGGAUCAGAUCGUGAAGAAAUGCCAAGGCCUACCUCUAAAUAUUGUGCUCCUAGGGGGUUUCCUAUCGACCAAGAAAAUGAACUCUGCAGAAUUGACCCGAGUGUUCAGCCAGGCUAACUGGAAGAACACGGAUGUCUGGUUGUUGAGCUACGCUGAUCUCCCUGCACACCAUAAGCUCUGCUUGCUCUACCUGACACUCUUUCCAAAAGAAUUUGAUCUCUCAGUACGAAGAAUUCUUCGGCUAUGGCUUGCAGAGGGAUUUCUACAACGCUCAUCAGGAUUGGGGGAAGACUUAGCUGAGAAGUGUUUCGAUGAUUUGGUCAGGAGAAACUUAAUUAAAAUAUCCAAGUUUAGAUCAGAUGGAGGCCCCAAGAAAUGCCGUUUGCCUGGGUUUCAACAUGAACAGUUAUCGCCUAAAGCUGAGGAAAUCAGGCUUUUUCAUAUCCAUCAAAUGUCCUCAGAACAAACACAACCACCCUCCAAUAAAAAUAAUAAAAAUCCCAUGGAGACAUCACCAGCAGAACCAAGCAAACCACCCUCCGAUAAAAAUAAUAAAAAUCCCAUGGAGACAUCACCAGCAGAACCAAGCAUUCUACGGGUGCGUAGAAUAGUAGCGUAUGCUGAUAUCACAGACAAUGAUUUUGAUUCUGACUUUCAGAAUUUGCGGUCCUACUUUUCAUUCAACUGUACAAGAUAUGACACUCCAGCUAAAGGAGUAGGGAACUUCUUACGUCGAAUCAUCGGCAGUAGAGGUUUUGGACUGCUAAGGGUGCUUGAUCUGGAAGGAGUAUAUAAGCCAAUAUUGCCUACAACAUUGAAGUAUCUAUUUCAAUUAAGAUACUUGGGGCUUAGGUGGACAUUUCUUGAUAACCUUCCCGAAUCUGUGGGUGAUCUUCCCUACCUUGAAACUUUGGACCUAAAGCGCACAUAUAUCAACAAUUUGCCAAGUUCUGUUUGGAAACUGAAGCAUCUCCGACAUCUUAAUCUCCCUCAGGUUCGUCUAGACAUGAGAAUUCAGCAGCCUAGUAAAAAACUUCUGACACUUUGGGGAAUAAUUAUUGAUGAUGGAUGCAAUAUGGAGAAUGGGCUGGGGCAAUUAAAUGAUCUACGAGAGUUAGGUAUUACUUGCUGCCAAUUAACACGCUAUGAAGAUUUGCUGAAAUGGAUUACAAGCCAAACUCAUCUUCAGUCUUUAAGCUUGACAUCAAAGGAUGAAAGUGGUUGCCCAUCCAGACUUGAAUUGGAAAACUUGUCACAGUUACAUAAAAUUACUCACUUAAAAUUGCUUGGAAAGCUGAACCGUCUACUCAAUAACUCUGAGUUUCCGCCAUAUAUAAGAGUUCUCACACUGUCUGUUUCAAACCUAAAUGAUGACCCAAUGAGAGUUUUGUCACAGCUUAAAUACUUAUCUGUCCUCAGGCUUCUGGCAGAAUCCUAUUGUGGACAAAAAAUGCAAUGCCCAGAAAAUGGCUUUGUUAAUCUUCGUGUAUUGAAGUUGUGGAUGCUGAAUAACCUGGAGGAAUGGGUAGUGGAGCUGGGAGGAAUGCCCAAUAUCAAGGAGUUAGAGAUCAGAUCUUGCCAGCAGUUGAAAGAGCUCCCCAAUAAGUUUCUAGAACGAACCACCUUAAAGGAACUGAUUCUAACCAACAUGCCAAAGGAUUUUGUGGAAAAGGUUGGCAACAGUAAAUUCGAGCAUACUAUUCUCCAAACCAACCACUAUGAGUUUACUCCUUUGCCGUGGGAAAAAAAACCCUGAACUGUGGCAACCUGAUUGUGGCAUUAAUCUUCAGCAAGCAGACUGCCCACAAGAGCACCACAUCAAUUCAGGAAUUUCAUACUAGAAGAGUUCUCAUAUCCUGUGAGCUGAACUGACACAAGAAGUUCUGUACCAGUGUACCACUAUACUCGUACGUAGUACUUACUUUUCUUGUUUCCAUUUUAUCUUACCUUGUUUCUUGGAAAAAAGUGGAUCAGAAGUCUGAUCACCAGUGCACCUAUCCUUAUAGAUUUCAGUUAUGCUACUGGUUGCUCUUGAAGGUAUUUAUUUGCAUUUCAGAGAAGACACUAAGUUCCCGGGCAAGAAUAAUUUGUUAUCACAUUUUUCCUUGCAUUAUUGUAUAUGCUUUUCAAGUGUCUAUGUGGUCAAACCCACCCACCCACCCACCCCCAAAUGUCGUAAGUCUUUGGACAUCAAAACAAACAUAUCAUCCCGAAGAGAUUAUAAUCCUUACAUUAAUGGUAUCAGAUAUUCAGAUCUCAUGCCACCCUUGUAUUACAAUGAGCUCCCACAUCAGGGAGUCUUCUAUUCUGGAAGUACAACACAUAUUCCGUAUUAAAAGAUUGUUAGUAAUAAUAGUUUAACUGAGAGUUAGCCAAUACGGAAUAUUUGUUACUAAAAAAAAAUUAAAAAAAAAAAAAAAUUAAAAAAAAAAAAAAAAAAAAAAAAAAAAAGAACACAUAGUUGAAGUAUAUUAUUAAGAGUAUGUAAUAGACUAACCUUAGGUGGAGCAAUUUGGGAAAUCUAAUAUUAUUAGGUUAGAGUCUUUAGCUUUAGUAUAAAUAGAUAGAGGAGGGAAAGGAAAAGAUAGGCAGAAAUUUGGUGUGAACUUUGAGAGAGUUAUGGCCUAAAGCCAUUGUUAGAGAGUUGUGAGCUAAACUCACUAUUGGAGAGUAAUAUUCAACCUAUCUUUUGUAAUCCUUUCUCCAUUAUCAAUCAAAAUAUAAAAGCUUCCAUCUUUCUUAUUUCUUCUUUUUAAAUCAAUUUAAUCAAAAAUUCAGAUUAUUUAGUAAUCAAAGAAUCGAUCUUUUAUGUGAGUUUGGUCUGUGAAAAGCAGUCUAUUACAGAGUACAUAAAGAAGAAAUUUUGAGGAGAAAAAAGAAAAAAAAAAAAAAAAAAAAAAAAAAAAAA
Messenger RNA from Chenopodium quinoa (quinoa), 4690 nucleotides. Its product is annotated as putative disease resistance protein At1g58400. The record is from RefSeq and is a predicted model, not a curated record. Bases 716 to 3538 code for a protein of 940 amino acids. Lineage: Eukaryota; Viridiplantae; Streptophyta; Magnoliopsida; Caryophyllales; Amaranthaceae. Gene Ontology annotation, biological process: defense response to other organism. Gene Ontology annotation, molecular function: ADP binding. The transcript has 2 exons.